AUGGCGGAAAUCAGAUCUACGAUUUCGGAUGUCCCUCCUACCCCAGAGAAGGAGGGCGCCCUGUCCAAUACUCUCGAUGUGAGCCAAGCAACGUCCGAUCUUCAGAAAAUCAAGCACGCACACCAAUUCGACCCGAACCUGCCACAGGAGAAACUGGACUUCAUCAGCAAGGCUUUGCACGAUGGCGAUUCCGGAGAAAUCAUUGAGGCUGAUGCGCUCUUCACCGAGGACAGCCCAUACGACGAGGUGCGAGCAGCGGUACGGGCAACAGACUCCGGAGGAGUCGCCAAUACCGUGAGGGCUUGGGUGCUUGGCAUGUUCUUCGUCACUAUUGGAAGUGGCCUGAACAUGUUCUUGAGUAUGCGAAGCCCUGCCAUUAACUUUCCGUCCUUGGUCGUUCAGCUACUCGUCUACCCCAUCGGCUGCUUCUGGGCCAAGGUUAUGCCCACCAGGGUCUUCAACACAUUCGGUGUGAAGUGGACUUUCAACACGGGGCCUUUUACAAUCAAGGAACAUGUGGUCGUCACUUUGAUGUCCAAUGUCUCCAUUGGAUAUGCUUACAGCACCGAUGCCCUGCUCGCGCUUCAGGGAAAGCCGUUUUACGAUGUCAACCUAGGAUGGGGGUUCCAGCUUCUCUUCACGUUGAGCUCCCAGCUCAUUGGAAUUGGCCUGGCAGGUCUGUCCAGGAGAUUCCUAGUCUGGCCAGCUGCCAUGAUAUGGCCAAACCAAUUCAGCAGCACGUCUCUCUUCUUCGCAUUGCACGACAAGAGCAAGAGUGAUGGAUCUGAAAGCAACGGUUGGACCAUCAGCCGUUAUAGAUACUUCUUUUAUGUCCUCAUGGGCAUGUUCUGCUACUACUGGAUUCCGGCUGUUCUGUGGCAAGGACUUUCCGUCUUUGCCUUCAUCACCUGGAUCAAGCCCAACAAUGUCGUCGUAAACCAACUCUUCGGUGGCUAUACUGGACUCUCUUUAAUUCCAAUCACAUUUGACUGGACAUACGUAACUGCGUAUUUGGGCGACCCUCUUCUCGCCCCAGUACAUACCGCAAUAUCUGAGCUCACUGGGCUCUUCGUGUUUGUCAUCCUCGCAACAAUUGGCAUCACCUACUCUGGAGCUAUCUACAGUCAAUACCUGCCAAUUAACACUUCCCAGACAUACGACAAUACACAAAGCAAAUACAAUGUGAGCAGGAUUUUAGGAGACAACUUUACUUUCGACCUCAAAAAAUAUCAGGAAUACUCGCCACUCUUCCUCCCGCCUACGUUCGCAUUGAACUACGGACUGUCCUUUGCAGCCUUGACGGCGGCAUUGGUACACUGCGGCCUGUUCCACGGGAAAGAAAUUCUCUACCGACUCAAAGCAGCCAGGAAUCAAGAGCCGGAUAUCCAUAUGAAACUGAUGCGAAAAUAUCAGGAUGCACCUGACUGGUGGUACCUUGCCCUUUUCGUCAUAUCCAUGGGCCUGGGCCUCGCCACAGCCUUGGGAUACGACUCUCAACUACCUUGGUGGGCCUUUUUUGUGGCUAUCAUACUCGCCGUUGUUUUCAUGAUCCCCUCUACCACAAUCCUGGCUAUAUCUAACCUAGCUCUCGCCCUUAAUGUUCUUUCUCCGUUCCUGGCCGGCUUCAUGAUACCAGGUAAACCAAUUGGCGUCAUGAUUUUCAAGGUGUACAGUACCAUCGUGCUCGGUCAGGCUCAGACGUACGCCGGCGACCUGAAGUUGGGCCACUACAUGAAGAUCCCACCAAGGAUAACCUUCUGGUGUCAAGUUGUGGCGACUGCUUGGGCCACCUUUGUGCAGAUUGCGGUCAUGAAUUGGACACUGGGCAACAUCGAUGGGGUUUGCGAUAUGUGA
This is a messenger RNA of Diaporthe batatas, 1854 nucleotides long. RefSeq lists its product as uncharacterized. NCBI's taxonomy places the organism in Eukaryota, Fungi, Ascomycota, Sordariomycetes, Diaporthales, Diaporthaceae. Bases 1 to 1854 code for a protein of 617 amino acids. The transcript has 4 exons. Gene Ontology annotation, biological process: transmembrane transport. Gene Ontology annotation, molecular function: oligopeptide transmembrane transporter activity. The record is from RefSeq and is a predicted model, not a curated record.